AAGAAACAGAGUUACGUCCCUUGAUAGACAGUGACUCAGACUGCUAGGUGUCGCUUUCUACAGGUGCGAUUCGAAAACAUGGCGUAAGGUGUAACAUAUUUGGAAUGUUGACCAAAAACAUAGGAUACAUGGAGAUAUAGCGUUCAUGUUUAUACAGACCCCGGGUUUUAAUUGACAUUUUUUAGUUUUAUUUUAAAAGUUUAUUUUGAAAAACCAGCAAUCAUUGCAGGCACAGGUAAUCCCGGAAACUUCCCGACUGCGGAAGUUGUACGGACACCAAAAAUGACGGACCCUAUUUCGAACUUUUUGAAAAGCAAGUUGUUAGGGCUAGCGUCCUUGCUUUUGUUAAUCGCAUCCAUGGCCACGAUUACUGCUUGCCUUCUGCCGUUUUGGUUCAGCUUAAGGAUGCACCUGGCGUUUGUCGAGGACGAACGACCGGUGGCGCAACAAACCUCGGUGGACAGAACUAUCAACUGUGGCUUGUUCUUCUUGGACGAGAACAGGUUCAUUAAUACACUGAUGUUGGACAAGGCGGACAAUACUCACUUCAUGCCAGCCCUCCUUCGAGUCGCCCAGAUACUGUAUCUCCUUGGUAGUAGCGGAAUUGUGCUUUGUUGUGGGUCUGCAAUCAUCUUGGCGUUCAGACAGUAUGCCUCCCCAUCAGGAGAGAUGUUUCUGGCUGCUGGGGCCACUGGGUUUUCUCUGAGCCAAGUGAUCAGUUGUCUUCUCAUCAUUCUACACAUGGCAUUUUUCUCCCACUCCCCCUGGCAGAACUUCCCAGUGGCAGAUUACAUUACUCUCCGCUUCAACUACUAUACCAUCCUCAACGCCCACCCAGAUAUGAGCCUAAACUUUGGCUAUUUCAUCGCAGCUGGUGCGGCGCUAUUCAGCCUGGUGUCAGCUGUAAUGUUGUGGAUGCAGGCCUGCUGUACAUAUUGUCAUUUGAAACGUGUCAGGUAUCACAUGCUGAGGGAGAAACCAGAUUUGGGGUCUAGCCCCAUUCCAACCAAAGGCUCGUAUUUCAAUCCUGGAUUUGUGCGUACCUCCGCCCAGGAGUAUCCUGCCGUGGUCCAGGCUGUGCCGACGAAACAGUAUGUCCCACCAGUGCCGACUCCACAAUAUCGCUCGGCACUUGAUUAUGCACCAAACACUGGGUAUACUGGAGCUACGGAGUUGGAUUUGUAAAUUUUCCUCUGCAAUUUUUUCUGGACAGUAUUGACAUUUCUAUUUUAAAUCGUGAUUCAUUUCUAUACAGAACAUGUAGUCAUUCUACCAGUACAAAAUAUUUCUUUUGAUCUUGUCUUUUUGAAUAGUUUGUAUGACAGCAGUUUAUAUCGGUUCAUUGUAUUGAAUAUCAAAAAUGUAUACAUAUUACCAUGAUUUCAUUUAUACAUGUAAAUACAAUGCUAGUCAAGGGAUGCUAUCCAUCAUUAGGGUGUGGAAAUAAUGUGCUGGUUAUGUGAUUUAGCUUUACUGAAAAUGUCCAGAUUAAAAAAAAGAACAACAUUUGUGCCAUAAGUAACAGUGCUUGUAGAAAACGACCAUUUGAGAAAUUUUACACCAAAUUUAACUAUCCUCUUUUUCUGUCAGCUAAAAGGAUUCUCUUUGGAAUCAUUGUAGAAAUCUAUAUUCUAUAAGCACUUGUUUAAUUUUGGUUGUGAAUAUUUAUGUACACAAGUCUGUAUCACAAUGGGAGCACCGAUCCUCGACUCCGACUCACUAAGCAUCCUGCAAGUUGUACGUCGUACAGUGGAGGUAAUUAGGGUGGCAAGUUAACUCGCACUGACAAUCCCCUUUACCUGCAAUGAGUACAGGACUUCAGAUGCUAGUAAUGGCACCUUUUUUAAUAAUUCGGUUUACAAAGAAGACUUCCUCCAAGUCUGCAGAUGUCACAACUUGAAAAUGCUUCCGAUGUCUUUGUAUCUGUAUUUGGUCCAUAUCAUUACAUGUAUUUUUCGCCAUUUGUAAUUAGAACAUUCCAAAUAUGUCUUUUAUAUAUAUAUCCAUGCUGUAUUUUAUAGACAUCUAAAUAAACAAGUUGUAUAAGAA
This is a messenger RNA of Ostrea edulis (European flat oyster), 2049 nucleotides long. RefSeq lists its product as uncharacterized. The transcript has 3 exons. Bases 283 to 1185 code for a protein of 300 amino acids. The record is from RefSeq and is a predicted model, not a curated record. NCBI's taxonomy places the organism in Eukaryota, Metazoa, Mollusca, Bivalvia, Ostreida, Ostreidae.